AUUAAGGAACUUACUGGGCCAGAACUUUUGAUUCAGCCCGUCUGCAGUCCAAAUCCAUAUCUAUACUCUCGUGAAGGAAGUUGACAGGUUGGGAAAAUUCAUUUCAAACCCUAAAGCUUGAGCCAUGAACGACGAUGAAGAGCCACCACUGAAGAAGAAUAAACUGCCAAUAGAACCAACCUUGAAUCUUUCACUUCCAGAAGAUUUGAUAGUGAGUAUCUUAGCCCGUGUCUCAAGAUUUUCUUAUCGAAAUCUCUCCUUAGUCUGCAAGCGCUUCCACUGGCUCCUUACUUCAGGGGAGCUUCACCGGAUCCGGUCACUAUCAGGUUGUACCGAGAAUUGUCUCUAUGUGUGCUUACGUUUCUCUCAUAAUGACCAUAUCCCUCGCUGGUUCAUGCUUCGUCGGAGACCUAAUGAAACCCUAACCAAUGACACUAGGAAGAAGAAGAAGAAGAAUAAGUCAAGUGGGUAUGUUUUGGAAACAAUCCCAUUUCCCCAUCCUCCUCCUUCCCACGGUUGGGGUCUCGUGGCGGUUGGUUCUAAUAUCUACAACAUUGGCGGAUCCAUCUACGGUUGUCGCUCAAAUAGUGUCUCAAUCCUAGACUGCUGGUCUAACACGUGGCUCAAAGCUCCAAGCAUGCAGGUAGAUCGGUGUCGCCCAUCAGCCAAUUUCCUUGAUGGAAAGAUAUACGUAACAGGAGGCCAUGCCAGUUACAAAAAUGCAUCACACUAUAUGGAGGUUUUCGAUCUGAAAACCAAAACUUGGGAGCCUGUGUUGAGCAGUUCAGGCAGAAUGACGUUAUAUAAAACUAAGAACGUAGUUGUUGAUGGAAAUCUAUACGUUGUUGGGAAUAAGGGUGUUGUUUACAACCCCAAGGAUGAUACAUGGGAUAGUUUAGGACCGGAGAUGAAUUUAGGUUCGAAAUGGUUUUCUUCUUGUGUGAUAGAGAACGUGCUUUACUAUUAUUAUUACGAAGAAGGUAUCAAAUGGUAUGACACUAAGGCAAGAUCCUGGAGAAGUUUGUUAAAUGGUAUGAGAAAACUGCCUAAGUUUGCUCGUCAUGCCAAUGUUAGGUUGGCGGAUUAUGGUGGGAAAAUGGCACUUUUUUGGGACAAGUUUGUGGCUUCUGGUGGUGGUCGUGGCUAUGAGAAUAGGAUGAUUUGGUGUGCGAUGAUUGCACUUGAAAGAAGUUAUAGAGGAGAGAUUUGGGGGAAGGUGGAGUGGUUUGAUGCAGUGCUUCCAAAUCCAAUUCCUAAGGAAUAUGAUUUUGAGUAUGUCGGUUGUGUCAACGUUUGAUGAAUGGCAUAUAUAAGAGACACAUUUGAAUGUGAUGAAUCUUUAGUGUGAUUCAUGUGGGUCUUCAGGGCCGGCGCAGACGGCAAGCCACCGAAGCCACCGAUUAGGGCCUCAAAAUUUGAGGGCCUUUUUACCUAAAAAUUUGUUAAGUUUUCUUAUAUACAAUAAUUUUUGUAGGGCCUUUUAAAAAUAUUGUUGGCUUUU
This is a messenger RNA of Arabidopsis lyrata subsp. lyrata, 1501 nucleotides long. Its product is annotated as putative F-box/kelch-repeat protein At1g60570. The coding region runs from base 125 to 1297 and encodes 390 amino acids. Lineage: Eukaryota; Viridiplantae; Streptophyta; Magnoliopsida; Brassicales; Brassicaceae. Gene Ontology annotation, molecular function: protein binding. The transcript has a single exon. The record is from RefSeq and is a predicted model, not a curated record.